Molecule: messenger RNA, 579 nt
Organism: Symbiodinium necroappetens
Lineage: Eukaryota; Dinophyceae; Suessiales; Symbiodiniaceae
Source: the annotation of a GenBank genome assembly
AUGCCCACAGUGCGGUGUGCGCUUGGCUUGACCCCGUUCGUGUGCCAGGACGAAACGGUGAGUGGCCUGCACUGCACUGUUGUCAGCGAUCUGCUGGCGGUCACUCCACGGGUCGAACUGGAGGAUACCAGCACGAACGGCACCUUCCUGGAUGAUAUCAAGCUGACAAAGGGUGUCCUGGUUCCGCUGGCGGCUGGUGCGGUGAUACGUUUGGGUGCCAGGAUCCGAUUCCGAUUGCAGCUGUGCAACGAGUCGGCAGAGCCUGCUGAACCUCGCACAUCCCAUCGCCAGGCGCUGCAGCGACUCAACCCAUUGCGGCAUGAUGCUGACGAUCCCGUGGAAGAUGGUGAUUCUGAGAAGGUGGCAAUAGCCGUGGAGUUGCCGCCACCGCCCAUGAUCGUCGGAACUGCGCAAGGUAAGCCUGCAGAAGUCCAUGGAAGGUCGACGGCUGAAGGGACGGCGGCAUGCAAGGACGAGGUCGAGGUCUCAAAGCCGCAAGGUCGCAGCCGGUUGUUGGUACUCCCUGGCCACGUCCCUCCUCUGAAACGCCCGCGACCAAGCGAGAGGAUUGGUGGCUGA